Molecule: messenger RNA, 1894 nt
Organism: Centropristis striata (black sea bass)
Lineage: Eukaryota; Metazoa; Chordata; Actinopteri; Perciformes; Serranidae
Gene: vipas39
Product: VPS33B interacting protein, apical-basolateral polarity regulator, spe-39 homolog
Exons: 19
Coding region: 81-1559 (492 amino acids)
Biological process (GO): vacuolar transport; intracellular protein transport
Cellular component (GO): cytoplasm
Source: RefSeq, a predicted model, not a curated record
UGAAGCUAAAGGUAAAAACAGCUGAUCAAUGUGAUCGAUUAUCACCUUCAGACACAGACACCUGUCCGAUCAACACACAGAUGAUGAAGAGUAAAGCUGAUGAGGAAGACUACUGGAACAGCUCCAAGUUCAAAGCUUUUACCUUCGAUGACGAAGACGACGAGUUCAGCCGAUUGAAGGAGUCGAAGCGAGCGGUGAACAGCAUCCGGCGGCUGGUGGAGGAGGACGAGGAGGACGAGGAAGACGAGGUGGAGAAGGUCAGCUGGAGCGGCGAGCCAGUCGGGAGUAUCUCCUGGUCCGUCAGUGAGACGGCAGCAGCGUCCAAUCAGAAGACAGACAGAGAGCCCGCCUUCCCCAAGAUCAACACAGACGCCUCGUCAAUCAGCAGGAGCCACUCAGGGUACUCCCUCAGCUCCCUGUUCAGAGGAAAAUCUAAAGGAGGAAACCUGCUCAGUGACGUGCUCAGCGACUCCUCUGUGAGGCUCUACGCUCCAGAACUACGGAAACCAAGAUCUGAAUACAAGGAUUAUGUCAGUGAUUGGUCGCCUGAGGAGACGAUCCAGAGGAUGCAGCAGGGAAAGGUGGUGUCCCUGGAGCGGUUCCGGUCCCUGCAGGACAAACUGCUGCUGCUGGAUUUCUCCGUCAGCGCUCACGACGGGAACGUCAUCACAGCCGUUUUAAUUUAUUUGAAGAGGACUCUGAGUAAAGAGGUUUUGUUUCGGGAGCUGGAGUCCAGACAGACGGCUCUGAGACACUUCAUCAACUACCUGACUGAAACCAGAGACCAGAGGCUGCUGCUGGAGCUGCUCAGGGCGCUGGGCAGGACGGAGGACGUGGCGCUGCUGCAGUAUAAAGACCACCUGAGCAUCGCAGAUGAAAACAAGAGGCGGGACUUCCUGAAGAGCUGCCUCAGUCUCCCGUUCUCCCCCGAAGAUUCUGCUCACAUCCAGGACCACUACACGCUGCUGGAGAGACAGAUCAUCAUCGAGGCGGCCGACCGGCAGGCGGAGCGAGGCGGGAAGGUGGAAAUCUUCCAGAAGUUUCCCAGAAAAGCUUCGAUCCUCAACAUGCCGCUGAUCACAACGCUGUACUACUGCUGCUUCUACCAUUACUCCGAGUCUGAGGGGACCUACAGCAGUCCGUUGAACAUCCGUCAGACCUUCAAGAUCUGUGAGAAGCAGUACCUGGUGACGGCGCUGGCGGCGAGGGCGAAGCUGAAGGCGUGGCCGGACGUGGACGCCAUGUUGACCAGCAGGAACUGGCUCGGCUUCACCAGGAAGAAGUCUCCGCUCGCCUUCCAGCGCGUCGUCGACAUCCUGCACAAGAGCUCCGCCCCCACGCAGGUGCUGCAGGACUACGUGGCGCUGGUUGAUGAUGCGGACCUCAGGAUCUCUCUGGCGCAGAAACACAGAUGUCACGACAUCGUCAUCAACACGUACCGAGACCUGAAGGACCGGCAGCAGCUGCUGGCGUACCGAGGGAAGGUGGAGAGAGGAGGAGAGGAGGAGAGGAGGAUCAACGAGCUCCUCCACAACCAGCAAAUCCGCUGGAAGAACUGAAGACUUUUACUUUGAAACAACAGGACAGUGAUGAAGACUUUUACUUUGAAACAACAGGACAGUGAUGAAGACUUUUACUUUGAAACAACAGGACAGUGAUGAAGACUUUUACUUUGAAACAACAGGACAGUGAUGAAGACUUUUACUUUGAAACAACAGGACAGUGAUGAAGACUUUUACUUUGAAACAACAGGACAGUGAUGAAGACUUUUACUUUGAAACAACAGGACAGUGAUGAAGACUUUUACUUUGAAACAACACAGGCUGUUAGUGACUCACUAAGUCUCCUUUUUAUAUUAAUGUGAAUGUAGAAAAUAAAGUUUAUUAAAAUCUGA